Trichoderma citrinoviride is the source of this 945-nucleotide messenger RNA. RefSeq lists its product as hypothetical. The transcript has 5 exons. NCBI's taxonomy places the organism in Eukaryota, Fungi, Ascomycota, Sordariomycetes, Hypocreales, Hypocreaceae. Gene Ontology annotation, biological process: regulation of transcription by RNA polymerase II. Bases 1 to 945 code for a protein of 314 amino acids. Gene Ontology annotation, molecular function: DNA-binding transcription activator activity, RNA polymerase II-specific. The record is from RefSeq and is a predicted model, not a curated record.
AUGUCCAAUGACAUGAUGAAGCGGCAGAAAAAAGCGCCUUGUGAAGCCCAGGAGACGCAGACGCAGGCCCAGCUGCCACGCAAGAAGCACGCGAGGCUAUUCCACAACAACUGCACGCGACUGGACCCCGACUGUGGCUAUGGGCCUCCUCCAACGAUCUUGGCCGGUGAAGGCGAUGCCGCCAAAGCAUCAAAUUGGCGGAAGCUGGAGCUCGAGCUGAUUUAUCGCUACAUCACAGUAACAGCCCCGACCCUCGCCGCGGAAAAAUUCGCCCAAGACUUCAUGGGCCCGCUGUUAUGCCGCAAGGCACUGCAAUUAGACGCCGUCCUCGACCGGCUCUGCAUGUUCUCGGCACUUCACAAGGGAUGCAAGCCGAAUUUCAGCGAGCCGCAACACAUGCAGCAUCUUUCCACGUAUCUCAAUCCUACGCUUCAGUCGUAUCACAAGCACGGGGCUCACCUCGACAUUGAUAACAUGGAUUAUGCUUGCAAGACUUCUACUACGCUUCGCAUCUACGGUUAUGUGCGGCUACAGCGGCUGGAGCCGCAGCCGUAUACGCCGCCUAUAGAAUGGCGGCGCAUGCGCAACACCAGCGACAUUGUGUUUCCUGAAGCUCUCGCCUUAGUUUGGAAAAUUCCCAACUCUCUGCCCGGAAAGCUGACGCUACCUAGAGGCAUCGCGACACUUCGCACCCUUGGCUGCUAUGGCUGGAUCUGGAAGCACAGAUUUGACAACCAUCCACCGCCUGGCAUGUCUCGAAGAUUCUAUCUCGUCUCAUUGAUAGUAGAUGUCCAGUCUGAGGAUUACGUAGAGACGAGGGGGCCGCGAUCGCUGGUGAUUCUUGCUCAUUAUUUCACGCUUCUGACUCUUCAACGCGAUUCUUGGUAUGUCGGAGAUGCUGGGUUCCGCGAGGCGGGUGCUAUUGCGGCCCAAGGUGCCGCUUAA